Schistosoma turkestanicum is the source of this 1506-nucleotide messenger RNA. Lineage: Eukaryota; Metazoa; Platyhelminthes; Trematoda; Strigeidida; Schistosomatidae. The record is from the annotation of a GenBank genome assembly.
AUGGUACAACCAUUUGUACUGAAUAAUAAAAUGAUCAAACCUAUUGAUCAUAUCAACAAUGAAUUCCGGAAAUCUAAUGAUCAGUCUGCAUUUGUGAGUAUAAACAAAUCCAAAUCAGUAUUCAAUAAUAAUAGUGUACCGAAUUUAUUUCGAACAUCAUAUUUUCAUUGGGAUGAUUCCAGUGAAACUCAGUAUUAUAGUGAUAAAAUUGUACAUGAAGAGACUAAUGAAAAAUUGGACGAUUCUUUAUACAAUGAAAUUGAACAAUUGAAUGAUAGUCGUAUUUCAAUAAAUAAAACUUUUAGUGAUUUCUAUUCACCAAGUAGUACAGUAUUAUAUAAUUUAAAUAAACAACAAAUUGACAUAAAUUUGGAUUCGAAUACAAAUUUACGAUUUGUUAAAUAUUUUGUUGGAGAAACUAUUCGAAUGCGUUGUAUUGUACCGGAAGGACCAUAUGUGAUUAUAUGGAAUAAAAUUGGAGAAGAAUAUCCACUUACAAUAGGCAAGCAUAGAUUUAUACCGGAUAAACGAAUUAGUAUUAAACAAAAGUCACCAAAUAAAUGGAUAUUACGUAUAAUCAAAGCUAAAUUAACCGAUAGUGGAUUGUAUACAUGUACAACAAAAUCGAUACACAAAGAAGACAUGAGCAAUCAAAAUGCUAAUGUACAGAACAAUACAGAUCAAGCUGUAAAUCCAGUGAAUGUGAAUGUAACAUUGACUAGGAAACAAAAGAAUAAUCCGGAUUAUUAUAUAUCUGUGGUGGAACCAUGGUCCGUAGGAGAGAAACAAGCAAAUCUAACUGUUGUGUCAGAUAAUUCCAUUUUUAAAAAUAGAACACUUACAGUCACUGGACCACGUGCAGUGUAUUACGGCAGUCCAUUAGAAUUAAAAUGCUAUGCAAAAUUUUCUACCGAUAUUCAAACAUCCAAUUAUGAAAUUCUCCUAGAAUGGUAUCAUCAUGGUAUACGAAAAUUAUCCGAUCCAUUCAAAUCUGGUGUGUACAUUGAACAAAAAUGGUUAGAUUCGAAAACACUCGAAAGUCGACUAUUUAUAAAAUGGGCAAGUGAUUCUGAUACUGGACAGUGGAUAUGUUUAGAACGAUACAAACCAAGUAAAAAUAUCACUAGAAAAACAUCUUCACAUAUGAUUCAUUUAGAUCCAAUGCAUAAAAGUUUAUUAUCAAUGGAUAAAAUUCGAAAUGAUCGUUUAUCAAUCUCGCCCAUAAAAAAUAAUCGACCUUUUCCCUUGUUGACGACAUCCCACUACUCUGUACCCUCUUCAAGAAUAAUGUUUGGAAGAAUUGAAGUAGAUAUUAUCGAUGUAUCCAAGGCUUCAAUUAACUUAAAUGUACCUAAAUCAAAAGAUUCAAGACAUUUAUAUAAUUACAUUCAUCCAAAUUCUAAAUUACUUCAAACCACAGUUAAAAGCAUUGCUCAUAUAUACAAAACUAAAUGGUCAAUUGUUAACAUAUGUUUUUCCAUGAUUAUUUUAAAGUAUAUUUUAUAA